Messenger RNA from Ruditapes philippinarum (Manila clam), 4441 nucleotides. Its product is annotated as serine/threonine-protein kinase PLK1-like. Gene Ontology annotation, cellular component: nucleus; cytoplasm; centrosome. The record is from RefSeq and is a predicted model, not a curated record. The transcript is spliced from 13 exons. Gene Ontology annotation, biological process: protein phosphorylation; mitotic cell cycle; regulation of cytokinesis. NCBI's taxonomy places the organism in Eukaryota, Metazoa, Mollusca, Bivalvia, Venerida, Veneridae. Gene Ontology annotation, molecular function: protein serine/threonine kinase activity; ATP binding; protein binding. The coding region runs from base 154 to 1959 and encodes 601 amino acids.
UUACAUGUAGCCUGAAUAUUUCCCAAAAAUUUGAAAUAUCGUGAGUUUGAAAAUGGCCGAUCAUUGACGGAGAGAAAAGAUUUGUAUGAAAAAAAGGUUUUGAUAUUUUAAAAGACAAUAUUUUGGUAAAAAAAGCAAACCCAAAGAAACAGGAUGACUUCAAGCGCAAGUAGAAGAGACGAUGUGAAGAAGGAACAUAUUCCUGACAUGAUAACUGACCCGUCUACGAGAAAGCGAUACUUAAAAGGUCGAUUUUUAGGAAAGGGUGGUUUUGCAAAAUGUUACGAGCUUCAAGAUCUCGAUACAAAGGAAAUAUUUGCUGGAAAGAUUGUGUCCAAAACCCUGCUUGUGAAGCAGCACCAGAAAGACAAGAUGACACAGGAGAUUUCUAUACAUAGAGAGAUUUCAUACAAACAUGUGGUGAAGUUUCACAGUUUCUUUGAAGACCCAGACAAUGUCUACAUUUUACUGGAGUUGUGCAGAAGAAGGUCUUUGAUGGAGUUACACAAGAGAAGGAAAGCUGUGACAGAACCAGAAGCUCGUUAUUUUGUACGACAAGUUGUUCAGGCAUGUCAGUACCUUCAUGGACACAACAUUAUACAUAGAGAUCUCAAACUUGGUAACCUCUUCAUCAAUGAUGACAUGGAUAUAAAGGUCGGAGACUUUGGUCUUGCUACGAGAGUCGAUUAUAACGGAGAAAGAAAAAGAACACUAUGUGGAACACCAAACUACAUCGCUCCAGAAGUUCUGGGGAAAAAAGGACACAGUUUUGAAGUAGAUGUUUGGUCAUUAGGAUGUAUCUUAUUUACAUUAUUGGUUGGGAAACCUCCUUUUGAGACAUCAAACCUUAAGGACACCUACACUCGAAUCAAGAAAAACGAAUAUCAUAUACCAUCUAGAGUUAGUCCAUGUGCUCGAAACCUCAUACAAAAAUUGCUCAAAGCAGACCCCACAGAGCGACCAAAUAUGGAUAAUAUUUUGGAAGAUGAAUUCUUCACUUCAGGUUACCUACCGUCAAGAUUGCCCACCAGCUGUCUCACUAUGGCUCCCAGGUUUGACACUCUUGCUAAAUCAGAGUCUAUGCACAGGAAACCUCUUCUAGAGCUUAAUGGAACUGAAAAAACUACAGCACAGACAAUAGAGUCCCGAGCCAAAGACCAGAAGAGACCAAUGACACAGGAUGGUCUUCUAGCAGAAAGAGGAGGUGGUGAUGUAGGACAGAAAAGAGAUGAAGGCGAACCUGCAGAUUUCUAUCUUGGUGAUCUGUUAGCUCAAUUGUCAGCAGUUGUUGCGGCCAAACCGUCAGAGCGUAUCAAUAUAUGUGAAGAUGAGGCUGAAGACCCAGCAUCUAUUCCUAUAUACUGGGUUAGCAAAUGGGUGGAUUAUUCAGACAAAUACGGUCUAGGUUACCAACUGUGUGACAAUAGUGUCGGUGUACUGUUUAAUGAUUCUACAAGACUUAUACUAUUGGCAAAUGGAGAUAACAUUCAGUAUAUUGAAAGAGAUAGUACAGAACAUUUCCACACCCUCAAAGUCUUUCCUGAGUCUCUUACAAAGAAAGUUACCUUAUUGAAGUACUUUAGAAACUACAUGAGUGAACAUUUAUUAAAGGCUGGUGCAAAUAUAACCCCCAGAGAAACAGAUGACAUGGUGAGAUUGCCAUUCUUGAAGACAUGGUUUCGAACACGUAGUGCAAUAGUGCUUCAUCUCAGUAAUGGCACAUUACAGAUAAACUUUUUCCAGGAUCACACUAAGAUUAUUCUCUGCCCACUUAUGCAAGCAGUCACCUAUAUAGAUGAGAAACGAGAAUCUCGUGUAUAUAAAUAUUCAUUGAUAGAGAAAUUUGGAUGUAGUAAAGAACUAUCGAGCCGUAUUAGAUACGCCAAAACAAUGGUAGAGCGCCUCAUUACGUCAAAAUCUGGAUCUGGAAGAGUACGAUCUAGCGUACCUUCUCAAUGAUCCAGAGCUAGUGUGCAUCAUGAUUGUGUCUAGUGCGUCAAAUUUCAACUUAAAGUGCUUCUAAGAGAAGGAUAACAAGUGGUGAUGGACUGACUUGCCGUGUUCUGGGCGGGAAAAUGUUUUAUUAGUGAAGAAAAAACAUCCAUUCAUUCAUUGUUAAUACCAUUGUGAAAGUGUGAAUAAUCAAAGUUUUCAUUACAUUUAAAAAAGAACAACAUAGAAAGCGACACAGGCAUAUUUAUUACAUGUCUGGUCAGUUAAUCAUUGAUUUUUGUCUGGUUAGUUAAUCAUCGAUUUCCAUUAAAAAUGAAUUGAAAUAAAAAGACUUGAUGAGUGAUUUGAAGGGCUUGUACAAAAUGUCUUUCAUGCAGCAAAAGUUGGUGUGAAUUUUUAUAUCUAAAUGUGUAGUGGACUGAUGGAGUGUGCUUGUAUGUUUGCUGAAAAAAUUGUAUAAUCUAUUUGGGGAAUCAUGUUCCAAUUUGUCUUGUUUGGAAUGAAUUUGCUGUACAGAAGCAUACAAGAUGUAAAUAUGUACAUUUGAAAUCAUUUUAUUUUUGAAACUUUUCAUAAACUUACAAAAAAAUUAACUGCCCCACAGUUGAUAUUUCCCUUAUGCCUAUCACACAAAUGUGCUUCAUUUUGAAGCAAAAAAGCCUUUCACACAAAUGUGCUUCAUUUUGAAGCAAAAAAAUGCCUAUCACACAAAUGUUCUUCAUUUUGAAGCAAAAAAUUGCCUAUCACACAAAUGUUCUUCAUUUUGAAGCAAAAAAAUGCCUAUCACACAAAUGUUCUUCAUUUUGAAGCAAAAAAUUAGCUAUCACACAAAUGUUCUUCAUUUUGAAGCAAAAAAUUGGCUAUCACACAAAUGUACUUCAUUUUGAAGCGAAAAUUAUUAUUUUAGGGUCACAUGACUAGCUGGAAUACAACUAGAAGUAUUUUGAUGUUCCGGUAGUAUUUGGUAAACCGUCACCACUUUCGGAACUGUUGUAAAUAGUUUCUCUAAUCUGCCCAGUAAAAUAAAAAAAAAAUAGCUGCAUUAACGGGCAUUUUUAUUUACUUCGGAAGUAAGAUCAGAAAUUUAUCUUAACAAUUUUUUCGUUAAAUGUUUAGUUUAUUUUUGGAUUGUGUGGAAAAUAUGCUUGGCUUUAAGAACAUGUUAAUCUCGACCAGGAUCUCAGGAAAAUGUAACAUAGUCUUGGUGUAUAAAAUUAAAAUAUGAAACUAUACUAGGUUGGUAUAUCAACCUGAUAUAUGAAAAAUGUAUUCUUGAUUGGUAUAUAAACAUGAUAUGUGAAAAUUAUAUAUAAACCUGUUAUAAUGAAAGUAGAACAGUCAAAUUAAUCUUUGUAUAUGUGAAAUUAUACAAUAGGAAGCAGAUUGAGUCUGGUAUUUGAAUCUUAUCUUUAGAAGUAAAUUUUCAUUCUUAUGAUGGGACAUCACUUUUGGUUUUGAACUUUGCCCAUUGAAAAAAUAGUAGUUUUCACAGAACUUCCUAUCUCAAUAAUUAUGUGUAUGUUGAUAAUUUAAUGAAAUUUUAAUUUUAGUUAUCCCUUCAGAAUUAUUUAUUUCUGUUGACUUUUCUGUUUUUCUUCAAUGUUGAUGUUUAGAAUUUAAAAGUACAUGUGCUUUGAGUUUCUACAACAUUUAUCUCUAACUCUCUUUAUCUUUUUCUACCUUUGAUGUCACUGUGAUAAAAUAAGAUUUGAGGUCUAUUCCAGCCAUAUUAUUGUCUUUAAGAUUUGAGUUUGGUUUAAAAACUGAGAAAUUUGUUUUAAUUUCAAAUAUUUGAAAAUGUGUAACGUAUUCAAAAACAUUAAAACAUGGGUACAACUUUUCAGAUAUUUGCCUGAAGUCCAGGGUUUUUAUACUCCUGAAAACUCUUGUUUUCUGUAUAAAACAAUUGAAACAAUAUUCAAUUCAGGGUUCUUAGGUUUUCUGAUAUUUUUAACUUGCAUCCAUGUUAAGAUAACAGGCCAGUUUAUUGAUCCAAAAAUAGAAUAUAAAUAUUUAUUAUUAUAAUAAGACAAUAUUAUUAUGUCUGUAUGAUAAUAUAAUAAUCUAGAACUAAAUUUGUUGUCUCAGACUGUUCUGUAUCUAAGUAUAUAAAAAAGCCUUUGAAUUUAAAUUGUGAAAAAAUAAUUCAAAGUUAUGCUGUAUGGUUCGGGUAGGGCUAAUUUUUAACCAAAUUGUGUAACAUUAAGUAAUAAUUGUAAUACAAGUAUAAUGUUACAGGUAUAAUGUUAACAUAUUAAGUAGUACACAUAUAAACAAUUUAGCACAGUGCUAUUGUAACUGUAAAAAUCCAUGUAUUACUAUUCCGUGACCAUUUUGUUGAUUAAAUGAGUGUAAUGUGGACAUUGCUGGGUAAAUUUCAGCCUUGUAAAUUAUUCAUAUUAUUACUUGCAUCAUUGAACAAGUUCAUAUUUUGUGAUAUUGUCGAUUAUUGAAAUAUGAGUUCUUGUAAUAAAAUUAUAAAAUUCAA